This is a messenger RNA of Colletotrichum karsti, 1107 nucleotides long. Its product is annotated as LysM domain-containing protein. The transcript has 2 exons. The coding region runs from base 1 to 1107 and encodes 368 amino acids. NCBI's taxonomy places the organism in Eukaryota, Fungi, Ascomycota, Sordariomycetes, Glomerellales, Glomerellaceae. The record is from RefSeq and is a predicted model, not a curated record.
AUGUCGAUUCUAAGGUACAGCCUUAUCUUGGUUGCCGCCUCGGCCUUCCAAGUGAAUGCUCUCAAGGCCGCAUUCCGCGAUGCUGAGCCUAAGUACCCCUCCGACCCCAAUACGACCCCUUACUGCUCGUGGUGGUAUGACAAUGAAGGAACUCAAGCCUGCGCUCGGGUCCUAAGCGACAAUUUCAUCACUCUGGAGGAUUUUAGGCGAUGGAACCCCUCCAUCGGAGCCUCUUGCUCAGGGUUUGAGGCAGAGCACUCAUACUGCAUCGAGGCUUGGGGAGAGCCGGAACCAGAGCCUCAGCCUGGGACUACAACAGUCACAUCAACUACACUUGCCACCAGCACAACGAAGCCCAUCACCACUACUACCACCACCCUUACCGGCAACGGGAUCUCAACCCCCUUGCCCACCCAGCCAAGCAUGGUGGACAACUGCAACAAGUUUUACUUUGUAGAGGAAGGAACAGGCUGUAGCCAAGUGCUAAGUGCCAACGGAAUCACAAUCGCCGAUCUCUUCAAGUGGAAUCCUUCUGUGAAGAGUGAUUGCUCCGGGAUGUGGGCUCUGGUCAACGUCUGCGUCGGCGUCAUUGGCGGCGGCGGCGGCGCAGUCACAACCACGGCUAAGCCAACUACAACCACGACCGCCGGCAACGGUAUCGUCACUCCUCAACCAACUCAGCCAAGCAUGGUUUCCAACUGCAACAAGUUCUACUUUGUGGCUUCUGGCACCAGCUGUAGUCAGGUCCUCACUACAAAUGGGAUUUCCCUUGCCGAUCUCUUCAAGUGGAACCCAUCUGUGAACAGUGAUUGCUCCGGCAUGUGGGCUCAAGUCAAUGUCUGUGUGGGUGUCAUGGGAGGCUCACCGACAACGACGAAGCCAACUACAACUACUUCUGCUGGCAAUGGUAUACAGACGCCCCAACCGACCCAACCCGGCAUGGUCACAAACUGCAAGAAAUUCCACUACGUAUCCGAGGGAAACACCUGCGAUCAAAUUAUUAGCUACAAUAAGAUCACCCUCGCCGACUUUGUCAAGUGGAACACCGGUGUUGGUUCAGAUUGUAGGAGCAUGUGGGCAAAGACUUAUGUCUGCGUUGGUGUUUAG